Molecule: messenger RNA, 1860 nt
Organism: Fonsecaea erecta
Lineage: Eukaryota; Fungi; Ascomycota; Eurotiomycetes; Chaetothyriales; Herpotrichiellaceae
Exons: 4
Coding region: 1-1860 (619 amino acids)
Biological process (GO): protein transport; protein modification process; endosome to lysosome transport
Cellular component (GO): ESCRT I complex
Molecular function (GO): ubiquitin binding
Source: RefSeq, a predicted model, not a curated record
AUGGCUGGCGUGCCCCAGAAGACAUUGAAUUGGCUUUACGAUGUAUUGAAACGUGAAUAUCGCGACCCGAAUCGCACCUAUUCUGACCUUGCCCACGUCCUCGCCCGCAAUCCGAGCUUGGCUCCUCGGACGGAUGUCUACACGUACGAGAAUGGAGCGCCUGCGCUGCUCCUCCAGUUCAAGGGCACCAUCCCCGUCAACUUUCGAGGGAACACGUACCGGUUCCCGAUAGUGCUGUGGAUUCCUCACGCCUACCCGUACGAGGCGCCGAUGUGCUAUGUCACUCCGACGGACGAGAUGGUGAUCAGACCGGGGCAACAUGUCGGUGGAGAUGGGAGAAUAUAUCAUCCGUACUUGGCGCACUGGCGAGAACAUUGGGAGAGAUCGAAUAUCCUGGACUUCAUGUCCAUCUUGUCCGAUAUCUUCGCCAAAGAGCCGCCUGUCAUGUCCAGGUCACCGCAUCAACCGCAGAGAACAUCACAGCCGGUUCCCCCACCGGUACCGCCUCUACCAAGGGAGAUGCAACCACCUCCAGCUUCGAAUGUGUCGGUAGCAAGCUCUCCUCCGCCUGUUCAGCAUCCGGGCGCGCCCGCUCCACCACCUCCUCCGCCCAAACAGCCUGCUCAACCUGGCCUUCCAGCUUCUGCCCCAGCAAGUCCUGGCCCUCCGACGAUUUCUUCGCGAACAGGGCGGUAUGAUGCUCCGCCUCCUCUGCCGCCUCAGGUGCAAGUCCCAGGCCAAAGACCUCAGGAAACGUAUGGGAAUGGAAACGUCCAACGACCCUCCAGCGGAGCAAAUUUUGCUCCUCAGCGUUCCAGUAGCCUUCGACAGUCCAUGUCUCCUCAACCGCCCUAUCAGCAGCAGCAGCAGCAGCAACAACAGCAACAACAUCAUGUCCAAGCUGCGUACGAACCACCUCCGUCUUCGUACCCGCCUCAACCCCCUCCGCCGGGUCAGCCACAGCAAUAUCCCCCAGCCCAUCCCCAUCAUGCUAUGACUUCUCCCCCAGGUCAAGGUCCAGGCCAAGUCUCCGACCACGCCAGACAGCCAUUACUCUCCGAUCAAUAUGGUCAGAUGCCAACAACAGCAUCACCCUUUCCUCAGGGCCAGCCUCCCGGGCGACCUGUUUCGCAACAAUUCCCGGCCAAUUACGCCCAGCAACUUCCGCAACAACCUUACCCUCCACCUCCACGGCAGUAUCAGCCACCGCCUCAACCUCCUGCUCCGAAACCGGCGCCAACACCAAAUCUUCUCGACUCGCCCUUCGACAUUCCCCUGCCUGCUCCCAAUCCUCGAUUAUCCCACAACAUUCCCGCGCCUCCGAUACCAGUCAACCCUGAAAAGGAGGCUCUCCUCACCCAUCUUUCCCACCUGAUGACGACAUCCCUCCACCAACAAAUCUCCCAGAACAACUCUGCGUUGGCACCGUUGGCAUCGCAAUUUGCAGCAAUGCAGUCCACCACGAGCGCAUUAAACGGCGAACUGAGCACCUUGAAGGCGUUGCAUGCGACCGUAUCCAACAAUAUUUCCCUCCUCCAAUCCUCCCUGACCAAGGCUGACCAAGCGAUAUCGUCCGCCCACGCCCGCGCCGCGAAAAACGACAUCCCACACGUCGACGAAAUGCUCACCGCCCCGACCGUCGUGGCCCGCCAAUUAUACGAUGCGGCGUGCGAGGAGCGGGGGAUUGAAGCCGCUAUCCUGGCCCUGCAGGAAGGCUUCGUCCGGGGCCGUGUGGGCAGCGAGAUCUGGGCUCGGAGGACGAGGGAAUUGGCGAGGGAAGGGUUCAAGCGGCGCUGGAUGGUGAAUAAGGUGGGAGAGGGGCUGGGAUUGGACAUGGCAGCCGGUGCCUAUGGGCGAUAA